This is a messenger RNA of Mercenaria mercenaria, 8294 nucleotides long. RefSeq names its product mediator of DNA damage checkpoint protein 1-like. NCBI's taxonomy places the organism in Eukaryota, Metazoa, Mollusca, Bivalvia, Venerida, Veneridae. The transcript is spliced from 30 exons. The record is from RefSeq and is a predicted model, not a curated record. Gene Ontology annotation, cellular component: nucleus. Gene Ontology annotation, biological process: positive regulation of transcription initiation by RNA polymerase II. Gene Ontology annotation, molecular function: protein binding. Bases 134 to 6388 code for a protein of 2084 amino acids.
GCGAAGUUCAAGGACGCCAAAAUUUCGCUAAGUAAGGAUUUAUUUAUUUAGCUGCUUCUUAAACAUUGAAAAUAAACGCAUCUUCCAUUUUCAUGACAAGAAGAUAAAUGAAAUAAUUGUAUUCUGUUGCAGAAUGGAUGAGAGUGGUAUUGAAGCAACACAAGCCCUGGACUUUGGAGACUAUGAGGAUGACAUUACUGAUGAUGAGCCUGAUGAAAGCACCCCUGUUGCAUAUUUGAAUGUUGCAUGUCAGAAAGGCUUCCCUGGAAAAGUCUUCCCAGUAUAUGAAGGAGACAAUGUGAUUGGUCGAGGUGAAGAAUGUAAAAUUUCUGUACCUAUGAAGGCUUUGUCGCGGGAACAUGCAUGUAUUGAGGUGAAAGGAGAUUCUCAUUUCAUCUAUGAUAAAGGUAGCAGAAAUCGGACUAGAAGAAAUAAGCAUUUUUUGGCAGCUUCUGUUAGGUAUGAGUUAAAAAACAAGGACAAGCUAAUAUUUGGAGAUGUGGAAUCUGAAUACCAAAUUGGCUCUCAGGCAGCUGAUGAUGGUGAUGAGACUGGUUCAGAAUCCAUGUUUCAAACUGCUCCAGAUGAUGAGGAGCUUGAUAAUUCAGUAGAAACAAAUGAAAGGACCGAGGACAAGCCUCCAGAUGAGGAGGACUAUGCUAGUGAUGCAAGCAGUGAUAUUUUAGAACCAACCCAGCCUUUUGCAGGGAACACUCAGUCCAUGUUGGGGAAUAGAGUGCAUAAUGGCAACUCCACAUUGGCUCAGAAUAUAACAGUGAAAGAUACACCUGCAGCACAUAAAACUAAACGCUUUACUGAGGAUAUAGUGUUACCUGAAUCUGACUCCGAUACUGAUGGUGAAAGAUCUACAAAACCACCUGCUACACUUGCUAUUGUUGCUGACAGUCAAGAUGAUGAGGAUGAGGAUGAUAAUGUCAAGUCAAAAAUGAUGGGUGCGGCCACUCAAGCUUACGUUUGUGAAAGUGAUGUAACUACAGAUGAGGAAGACAGCAUUGUGAGUAAGAAAUCCCUUCUAUCUGCCCCAACACAAGCUUUUCUUGAUGAUGAUGUAAGUACCUGUAGUGAAGACUCUCCACAAAAGAGGUCACUUUUGACUGCAGCUACCCAAGCAUUUGUUGCUGAUAGUGAUGAUGAUAAGACGCCGUCUAAGAAGAGACAAGCAAAGAUAGCACCCACAGUUGCCUAUGAUAUGGAUGAGGGUAUUGAACCAACACAGGGCUAUGACAUGGAUGAAGAAACUGAUGAUGAAAAGCAAGAAAAAGAGGAGGAAGAACAGAAGAGCAGUGGUAUCUUGUUUGAACCAACACAGGCUUAUUUAGGAAGUAAAGCUCCAGAUGAUCAGGAUAAUGUUGAUGAUGCCAAGUCUGAUACAUCAGAAGAGUUUGUGCUGGAAGGUGAUACUGAUGCUGAAGACAGUAACGAUGAUGGAGAAAUACUUGCUGCACCUACACUAGCUUGUGAUGUUCCUGACGAAGAGGAAGGUGAAACACAGGUUGUAUCUACGGAAGAGCCGACUCAAGUUAUUGGUGGAAAAGCUGAAGAUGAUGCAACAGUUGCUGUUGGUGAAGAGGCUACUCAAGUGUUUGAUGAACCAGAGACAAAGAAAGCAGGAAGGAAUAGAAAAGUUAAGGCUGAUGAAACAGUACCUGUUUGUGAGGCAGAAACACAAGUCUUUCAGGGAAAUGAAGACAGCGACAUUAAACCACAUGUUUCAAAUGAUGAUGCCACACAAGUAUUUGAUGAAGAUACAAAGGGCAGAAAAGAGCAGAGAAAAUCUGCUGAAUCAAAUGUUGCAGAGACACAGGUGUUUGAUGAAAAUGCUACUCAAGUUUUUGACAAUGACCAUGACACUAAAUCUGUGCAAAAAAAUAAAAUGAAGAAUGAGCAGACUGCAGAAACUCAAGUUUUUAAUGUUGAUGCUACACAGUGUUUUGAUGAUAGAAAUGAUGAGAACAUUAAAGAUACCAAUGAAGUAGAGACCCAAGUAUUUGAUGAACCACUUAAAAUUAAAACUGGUAAAAAGGCAGAUACUUCAGAAUGUGAAGAAAUGGCCACACAAGUAUUUGAUAAAGAUGAUGGUGUUAGUGAUGGUGAAGGGCAAACAUUUGAUAUAACUGCAGCAUCAACACUUGCCUUUAAUGAGGAAGCGGCUGAAGAGUCAGAGACGGAGGAAGUUGAUGCUGUUGCUGGAGGAGAUGAUGCAACACAAGUCUUUGAUGGAGCAGAUUCAACGGUUGCUGUCAGUGAUGACCAAACUUUUCCAGUGGAAUCAGAAACUACACAAAACAAAUCUAGAAGAGGAAGAGCAAAGCAAUGUAAGGUUGAUGAAACAGUUGCAGUUACUGAUGAUGCUACACAAGUAUUUGAAGAUAAACCUGUCCAGACCAAGGCUGUUAAAGGGAGAAAAAAGCAGGGAGCAACAACUAAUGAUACAAUUGCAGUUUCUGAUGAUGCAACACAAGUGUUUGAUGAGACAGUCGCUGUCGAAGAAGUUGAAAGUAAGUCAAAGUCUGGUAGCAGGAAGAGGGGGAAGAAAAAAGAACAUACUGCUAAAGAGGAAAACAAUGAUGAUGCUACACAAGUGUUUGAUGAGACAGUUGCUAUAGGUGGUGAUGAUCAAACAGUUGCUGUAGAAGAUAUUGAAAGUAAAACUAAGUUGGGCAGUAAAAGGCAGGGUAAGAAAAAAGAACAUGUUGUUAAACAGGACAACAAUGAAGAUGCUACACAAGUUUUUGAUGAAACAGUAGCAGUUGAAGAAAUUGACAAGCAUCAGGGUAAAGGAAAAUCACAUACUGGGAAAACUUUUGAACAUGAUGAUGCUACUCAGGUAUUUGAAGAAAAUUCUGAUACAAGUGAAAGCGGGAAGCAGAAAAGAAAGUCAGUUAAAGGUAAAUCUACACAUGGAAAUGAAACAGAACAGGCUACUCAAAUCUUUGAAGAAACUUUACAAGUGGCCAAAAGCAAGGAGUCUGAAAAGAAAAUUUUAAAGAAUAAAGCAAAUGUUAGGACCAGAAAGAAAGUACAAGAAGAACCUACACAAAUUAUUGAUGAUACAGUGCCAGUUUCAGAAGAAAUGGAAAUAAAUUUUGAAGACACAGAAAAUGAAAAUGCAGAAUGUUGUAAAACUGAGGAAGCAACACAGGUUUUUGAAAAGGGCACUGAUACCGAAAGUGAAGAAAAGGAAGUACCAGUUGAAACUAAAGGUAAAAGAACAAGAGGUAAUAGACAGGCAAACAAUAAGAAUGUGAAAGAAAAUGUAGCAAAGACAAAUGUGAACAAACAAUCAGAAAUUUUAGAAUCUUGUGAAAAGGCUAAUGAUGUUGCUUCCACAAAUGUUAGAAAAAGUAGCAGGACUAGAGGCAAAGCAACUUUUACUAAAAAAGAUGAAGUAGUGACAGAAAAGUCUAGUAAAACAGUCAGGACAAAAAGUAAAAAAGGAGAACUUGCUGAGGAAAGUAAAGGAUCUGAUCAGGAUGAGGGUAAAGGAAGGAAAGCAGGCAAGGGAAAGAGAAAAGAAGAGCCUGAAUUUGAACCAGCUACACAAAUAUAUGCAGACAGUGAGUCCUCUGAUGGGAUAGCUACACAGAGGUAUGGAGAGGCAGAGGAUGAGGUAGCUACACAGAGAUAUGGAGAGGUAGGGGAUGAGGUAGCCACACAGAGGUAUGGAGAGGUAGAAGAUGAUGAUCUCACUCCUGAUAUUAAUGAGAUUGAGGAUGAGAAGAUUGAUGAAGUCCCAGUUGUUAAAGUUGAUCCAUCACGUGGAAGAUCUCCCCUUAAAUCCGCUAUAGCAAGUCCCAAAAAGAAGAAAAGUCCCUCCCCAAAGAAAGUCCAGUUUGUGUCCCAGCAGAAUUCAGAAUCCAGUUCAGAGUCAGGAGAGACAUCAAGGAGAUCUAGGAGAGGAAAAGGAGUUGGAAAGUUAGAACUAGAAACAGAUCCUGUUUCAGAGGAAGGCAAAGAACAGGGAAGAAAAGGUAUAAAAACAGCUGCAGUGCCACAAACUAAGAGACUUACCAGACAAAAACAUGUGAACACUGAGGAAAAUAUUGAAACUGAAAAUAAUGACCUCACUUCAGAGAAAUUAGAGGAAAAUCAGAUGACAGAUGAUAAUGUUGAGCAUAGAACUGUUCUAAAUAAAAGACAGACAAGGGGAAAGAAAGUAAACACUGAAAAGAAUUCAGAAAACGAAAGUGAUUCUAAAGUUAAGAAUGAGUCAGUUGAAAGUGAUUCUAAGAGUAAGGAUGAGGUGAUUGUAAAGUCAAACAGAAGAGGGAGAAAAUCUGUUGAUACAGCAGUAAAUGUUGAAAGAGAAAAUAUUACCAGGAAAACGAGGACUAGUCUUCCUGCUGUUUUGGAAGAAAGUAAACCAGAAACUAGUCAAAAAUCAGGUGAGACAAAAGAUGGUCAAAGUGUUGAUGAAAAACACAGUGUAAUUAAAAGUAAGGGAAAGGGUAGAAAAAAUAUGAAAGGAAAAAGUAAAACUGGGGGACAAGAAGAAAUUGAAAAUAAGCAAAUAGAUGAUUCUGAACAUGAUUUAAAACAUAUGAGUAAGCAAGUAGAGAGUGAUUUGAGCAAUGCUAAUGAAGGUAUCACAAAUGAUAAUUUAAGAGACAAUAAAGAUUCAAAACAAACUUCAGAAACUGAACCUUCUGAUGUGCUUGAGCAUGAAGAGAAUAGGACUAAUAGGCAAACUAGGACAAAUGUGCAAGUUAAGAAAACUAGAAAUUUGAAAGAAACAAAAAGUGAUACCACAAACAAUGAUACAGAGGCUAGUGAAGGGCACAGUACUAGAUCUAAUAGAACUAGCAGAAAGAAAGAGACAAUUGAUGCAGAUGAUAAAGAAGUUGAUCAUUUGAAAAAAAAGAGAAAUCUUGAUCAUGUUAAAGCAGAUGGUGAUAAGAGUGAACCUAGUCCUCAGACAUUAUCUAGAACAAGAACUAGAAAAACUGGAUCUGUCGGUAAUGAUCCAAGUGAAACAAAACAUGAUUUGGAGACAGAGGAUGUGGUGAAAAAUAAGACUAAAGGAAAAGUUGGAAAAGGUAAUAAGUCUGAAAGUAAUAAAAGUGAAACUACUGAUAAUAAUUCUAGUGAAACUAAGCAGGAUAUAGUGCUUGAGGAAGCUGUAAAGACGGACAAUAAAUGUAAGGUUAAAAGUAAAGUAGGCAAAGGUAGUAAGGGAAAAGAUGAAAAAGAUAAAACUGUUACAAGCAAUUCAAUGAAAAGUAAACAUGAUGAAGAGGAAGAGGAAUCGGAACAAACAGAUAUUGCACAUAAAGGUGUAACAGGAAAGGGUGGUAAGGGAAAAGGUAAAAAAGUUGAACCUGAAACAGUUGAACAGAAAGUUAAAUUAGAACAGAUUAAAGAGGAUGUGAAUGAUGAAAGUAAGGGACCGACCAGGAGUAAAAGGGGUAGGGCUAAUAAGGCUGUACCAAAGGAAGAAAAAGAAGAGGAAACUUCCAUUGAAAAUAAUAACACAAGCAGAUCACAAAGAUUAAAGAGAAAAGAGUCUGCAAGCAGUCCAAAUGAUUCCCAAGAGAGUGAUCUAGGAGAAACUCCAGCUAAAAGACAAAAGAAGAAGACCGACAAUCAUGGUACCACUCCUAAACCUACAGGAAAACAGGCUUCCGCUGUAAGUACACCCAGGGGUGCAUCAACCAAGCAGUUGGAGACCAGUGUUACUCAUUCACCAACAUUGAGGAAGACAACAGUUGAGGGGAGCAAGCCGAAGGUUAUGUUUACUGGAGUAGUAGAUGAACAAGGAGAAAAGAUUGUAAAGGAGUUAGGAGGAGAAUUAGUGAGUUCUGUUACUGAUUGUACUCACCUGGUUACAGAUCAGGUGAGAAGAACUGUGAAGUUUCUGUGUUGCUUGUCCAGAGGAGGACCUAUAGUAUCCCCACAAUGGCUUAUGUCCAGCAAAGCAAGUGGCUUUUUUCUUGAUCCAGCCCCAUUUCUGGUGAAAGAUGAUGCUUCAGAAAGAAAAUACAAGUUUUGUCUGGCUCAGUCUAUAGAGAAGGCACAGAAAGAUCGCUUGUUCAGGGGAUACACCUUCAAAAUUACCCAGUCUGUUAAACCUGAACCACAACAUAUGAAAGAUAUUUUGAAGUGUGCUGGAGCAACAAAGUUUGUAGACAAGAUGCCAGACAAGCCUUAUCCACCUUUGACUGUAGUUAUCUCAUGUCCGGAUGACCAAGCUCAGUGUGAACCAGCCUAUAAAGUUGGCAUACCAGUCAUGACAGCAGAAUUUGUCCUUACAGGAAUACUGAGACAGGAAGUGGAUUUGCGAUUAUUCCAACUUGAAAAGAAAGAAAAUGGAAACAAAAGACAGGCAAAUACCUUAAGCCAAGAGACAACAAAGAAGAGGAAGAGAUGAAUAACAGAUUCGACUUGGUGCAAUUAGAUUUUCAGACAGGGACCAUAUUUGAAAUACAGACUAAACUAUGACUAAAUUUUUAUUACACAGCUUGUGCAGAGUGAUUAUAGUUACAAAUGUCUGUUAGAACACAUUCUGUGACAAAAUGGAUCAUGUACAUGUUUAUGUUUAUGCUGGGAUCACACUGUGCCUAAUGGUUUAACCUGCACUAGUAGUCUAAAUUUAUUACUUCAUUCAUUCAUAAAAGCGCCUUGUGACAUUAAUUUUUUUCGUUUAUCGUUACUUAUAAAGUUAUUUAUUUAUACAUACAGACAGAAGCUUACAGGAAAUAAUUUUUUCAUAUUUUAAGGCAUUCAAUAUCUAGCAUGUGACCAGUUUUAUCAUACCAUUGAUCUGGUUGCUGAAGAUUUUAGGAGAAACAAGGAUUAACAGAACCGUCAUAUUUAGCUAUACUCUUUGUUUUAUUACUGAUUGGACAUUAACUUUACUUUGAUUUGUUCUCUUGAUAUUUUAGCAGUAUUCUUACUGAAUCACAACAUUAAUUCAUUACAAAGUUCUUUCAGAUUGAUGGAGUUCAUGCUUUUGGUUAAAAGCACUUUAGGUUUAAAAGGGAAAUAUCCUUUCUUGGUGGCCUGCAUGUUAUGACAGAGCUUGUCUUCAAGAUAAUAUCAGAAAUGUUUCCUAAAUUUUGUGGAUACAGAAGCCUUAAUGUCAUUAUAUUUCCAAUUUCUUUUUAUGGAGAACUAAUACAUGGAUAUAAAUUUCUCUCGGCAACUCAAAGCAGCUGGGCUAGUAACUUCCAAAGUUUAGUAGCCGAACCUGAAACUUAGGCCCCAACUAUAUGACAAACAACAUUACACUAUUCCUAAUGUAUACUUUAUUUUUGAAUGAUGCAAAAAUGUUCUGUAAUCAAUAGAAUUAUAUUACAAUUAUUCUAAAAUGACCCUUUUAUAUCAUCAAACAAAUUAUUUUUGCCAUUAUGCUUAAUAAAUAUCAAUUUUUGGGAAAAUUUACUGUUUGGGAUAUCAGUAUUGAAAUAGGUCCACAUAAUUACUGUAUGCCUAGAACAGAGGCUGUAUUAUCAGGAAGCCUGUUACAGUAAGUGCAGCCAUGCAUUAACAUGGACCACAUAAUUAUGAAAAUGUUCUAUUUUUCCAGGAAAGCCUUCCAUUGCAACUUUGAUUUUACAUGAUAUUGUUGUUCAUCAGAGUGAUCAGACUUUGAUACUUUGCAUUCAAUUCACACCUUUGGAAAUGAUACACGCCAGAACCUUUACAUAGGCACAGCCACUAGAUGUUGAGUAAAUUAUGUGCCAAGUAUACCGAUUGGUUGCAUAGUAUACCAGAUGUAUCAGUAAUUUUUAUUGGCCGACCAGGUCACACAUAAAAGAUAAAGUUUAAAAAUAGAGUAAUAGGAAAUUCCAAUAUAUUACAGUUGGCUGGCUGGGCGAUUUUUUCGAAGAUUGACUCGUUCAGCUCAAAACACUAUUGCAGUGGGAAACUGGGCAAGUGUUAAUUUAUAUCCCUGUAAUAGUUGCAAUUUAUUGAGUUGUCACAAGUUCAUCUUCCCUAUCUUCAUUAAAGUCAGUUGUGAACACCCAUCUACUUGGUCAUCUAUCUAUCCGUCCGUCCAUGCAUUAGGCCAGUUAACCAUCUGGCUAACCAUCUGUUAACAUUUAAUGUCCAUAUAUGUCAACUAUUCACACAAGUUUUCGGUUAAACAGUCAUCUGUCUGUCCACAUUUUAACUUGUGGAAUUUUUAGUCGAAACAGCAUGAACCAGAAAUGCAUUUUAUUUCUAGGCUUUUUAAUUCCUAUUUUAGCAUUUGGUUAAUAUUUUUGUUUUACUGUUGUAUUUUUAUUGGUCACAUUUCAUGUAGACAUUUUUUAAUAAAAUGCCUGAUCUUA